Molecule: messenger RNA, 1326 nt
Organism: Truncatella angustata
Lineage: Eukaryota; Fungi; Ascomycota; Sordariomycetes; Amphisphaeriales; Sporocadaceae
Product: L-asparaginase
Exons: 1
Coding region: 150-1247 (365 amino acids)
Molecular function (GO): asparaginase activity
Source: RefSeq, a predicted model, not a curated record
AGUGUAUCUAAUUGCUAUUGGUGACGUUGGAGAAGCUUUCCUUUCGUAGAUGGCUCAUAGCCAAGUGAGCAUAUAAAGCAGUCUCUCCUAGGCUUCCAAGACCAUGGCAGAUAACAAGCACUUCCAAUAUUUGUACUGUUGCAUGCAUCAUGGUCGCCAUCAACCGCUUCGUCCUCCUCACCUCGUCAGUGGCCAUUGCGGCUGCUUCACCUAUCUUGCCGCCUGCUGCUAAGCUUACUGUUAGGGACGAAACAUCCUACAAUGCAAGCUUGCCUAACAUAACAAUAUUCGCAACGGGCGGCACAAUCGCCGGCAGUGCGGGCAGCGCGGAUCAGACAACCGGGUACCAGGCUGGUGCCCUAGGCGUCGAGGUGCUCAUCAAUGCUGUCCCGGAGAUUCUCAACAUUUCCAAUGUUAAGGGAGUGCAAAUUGCCAAUGUUGACUCUGGGAGCAUUACCCCUGCAAUUCUUCUGAAUCUCACGCACCAGAUUCAGGAGGAACUGGACAGCCCAUAUUGUCAGGGUGUUAUUGUCACUCAUGGAACAGACACCUUGGAGGAGUCAGCGUUCUUCCUGGACUUGACGAUCCGCUCCGAGAAGCCCGUCGUGUUUGUCGGCGCGAUGCGGCCAGCCACGGCCAUCAGCGCGGACGGUCCUAUAAACCUGCUGGAGGCCGUCACACUGGCUGCGGACCCUGCAGCUCGCGGUCGCGGCACGAUGAUCGUCCUGAACGAUCGUAUCGCCAGCGCGUACUUCACCACAAAGACGAAUGCAAACUCUCUUGACACCUUCCAGGCCCACGAGCAAGGGUAUCUUGGUUUCUUCAUCAACAUUGAGCCCAUUUUCUAUUCCACUCCAAGCACCCCCCUCGGCAAGCCGUAUUUCGAUGUCACAGACACGGACGUGCUGCCACAAGUCGAUAUCCUUUAUGGCUACCAGGGACUCAACCCCACUCUCGCUACUGCUGCCGUCUCCAGUGGUGCCGAAGGUCUAGUGCUCGCAGGUAUGGGUGCAGGUGGUUGGACGCAGCCAGGCAGAGAGGUGAUCAAGCAGCUCGUGGAGGAAAAUGGGACUUCAGUGGUAUAUUCUCGCAGGACAAUGGAUGGCUAUGUUGAGCCUCCAUCUACUCCUGGAUACGGCAGUGGAUUCCUGAACCCCCAGAAGGCCCGUAUCACCUUGCAGCUAGCUUUGGAUGCGAAAUACAAUCCAUCUCAGAUGGAGACACUAUUUGAGUUUGCCUCAAGUUAGGUAUAAUGUAAUAGACUUGUCAGGGAACCCAUCAGAUGGUAAUUAGUUAAUGAUAAUAUGCACCCAAAGUCUUUUUGCU